UUAUGCGGAACUCGCUGGCCCUGUCAGCGCAGCAGCUUCCUAUUCAGUGAAAGCAGGUCUGGCUGUCAGAGCGCCUGCACACGCUGCGCAGAGACUGGGCUGACGGGAUGGCUCCGGCACCGCCGAGUUGGACUUUAUUCUAACAGCCACCGGAUUUUACGCAUCAAGUUACCGUGGAUGUUUUUAAUGCACUUUGCCUUUUUGUUAAUAUAUUUUUAAUCUAUUUUUGCUUUUUUUAAUUUUAAUUAAAAAAAACUUUUCACCUGUCUGGAAGCCGUUUUUUUAAAAAGAAAAUGAAGUUUAACGGAUACCUGAAGCUGCGGAUUGGCGAGGCGGUGGACCUCAAACCGACAACCUUCUCGACGCGCCACACCGUCAUCUUCAACAAAGCCCCCCAGAGUCUGGACCCCUACAUUGUGGUGAAGGUGGACGACUACAAGGUGGGGCAGACCAACACCAAGCAGAAGACCAACAUGCCCACAUACAACGAGGAGUUCUCCCUCAACGUCAACGACGGCAAGCAGAUCGAGCUGGCGGUCUUCCACGACACGCCGCUCGGGUACGACGACUUCGUGGCCAACUGCACCAUCCAGUUCGAGGACCUGAUCAAGACCUCCAACACGGGAGAGACCUUUGAGGGAUGGAUGGACUUGGAACCAGAGGGGAAGGUCUACGUCCUUAUUACGCUCACUGGAUCGUUCACUGAUGACGUCGCCGUGAUCAAAGAGAACACCCACAAACAGUUCACGAGGACGCGGCAGGGCGCCGUGCGGCGACGGAUCCACCAGGUCAACGGGCACAAGUUCAUGUCCACGUUCCUCCGUCAGCCCACCUUCUGUUUCCACUGCAAGGAGUUCAUCUGGGGCGUGUUUGGAAAACAAGGUUACCAGUGUCAAGUGUGUACGUGUGUAGUUCAUAAGCGAUGCCACCAGCUGGUUGUAACCGUGUGUCCACGCAUGAAGAAGUCAACAAAAGAGAAGGAUGUAACUCAAGGUUUCAGCAUCAACGUCCCUCAUAAGUUCAACAUCCACAACUACAAGUCUCCCACCUUCUGUGACCACUGUGGUUCGCUGCUGUGGGGAAUAGUUCGACAGGGCCUGCACUGCAAAAUCUGCAAAAUGAAUGUUCACAUCCGCUGUAAAGGCAAUGUCGCCCCGAACUGCGGAGUCAACAGCGUGGAACUGGCCAACAAGCUCGCAGAGAUGGGUCUGCAGGCGGGAGGACUCUCCAAACGAAACACCUUGGUUAGGGAGCCAGUUCGGCAGUCGUCUGAGAGGAGGGAGAGUACGACCACGGAGGUUCAACCAGAGACCCCUCGGCUGGGAAUCUCCGACUUCACCUUCCUUCAAGUGCUUGGCAAGGGCAGCUUCGGCAAGGUGAUGCUGGCGAAACUAAAGAGCAAAGAUCGCGUCUUCGCCAUCAAGGUGCUGAAGAAGGACAUCAUCCUGCAGGACGACGACGUCGAGUGCACCAUGACAGAGAAGCGGGUGCUGUCGCUGGCCCGUUGCCACCCGUACCUCACGCAGCUCUUCUGCUGUUUCCAAACACCGGACCGUCUCUUCUUUGUGAUGGAGUUUGUGAACGGAGGCGAUCUCAUGUUCCACAUCCAGAAGUCCAGGAAAUUUGAAGAGGGUCGAGCACGAUUCUACACAGCGGAGAUCACUUCUGCUCUGAUGUUCCUGCACAGCAAAGGCAUUAUUUACAGGGACCUGAAACUGGACAACGUUCUCCUGGACAGAGACGGUCACUGUAAGCUGGCAGAUUUCGGCAUGUGCAAGGAGGGCAUGUUUGAGGGCGUGGCCACGGGGACGUUCUGCGGGACGCCGGAUUACAUCGCCCCUGAGAUCCUGCAGGAGAUGAUGUACGGCCCGUCGGUGGAUUGGUGGGCGCUCGGCGUGCUGCUGUAUGAGAUGCUGUCGGGACACGCCCCCUUCGAGGCUGAAAAUGAAGACGACCUCUUCGAAUCCAUCCUCAACGAGGACAUCAUCUACGCAUCCUGGCUCAGCACGGAGGCGGUUGACAUCCUCAAAGCUUUCCUGACCAAAAACCCAGCGCGGCGCCUUGGCUGCGUAGCAGCAGACGGAGGCGAGAACGCAGUGAUCAGCCACUGCUUCUUCACCGGCAUCGACUGGGAAAAGCUAAAUCGCAGAGAACUAGAGCCACCCUUCAAGCCAAGGAUUAAAACGCCUCAGGACGUGAACAACUUUGACCCAGAUUUCACCCAGGAGGAGCCUACGCUCACACCCAUCGAUGACCCCAUGAUCCCUUCCAUCAACCAAGAGGAGUUUAGAAACUUUUCCUUCACCUCACCGGAGCUACUCGAGAUCUGAGAGGCGCUCAUACCCUCCGCUCGUGUCCUUAUUCUUUAGUUUUUGUGCCUGUGUCUACAGCAACUCCUUGUACUCUGUUCCAUUCCCCGGAAAUUGUGGAGGGGGGAGUCAAAAAGACAUUGACAGCUCAGCAGGACUCCAGGCUGUAACUGAACUGCUGUGCACUCAUGUAAUCCCGGACGUUGCGGUUUGAUCUGAUUGAGAAGUUUUGCUUGUUUUUACUGUCAAGUGGCUUCAUUGGCACAUUCACGCAAGUGUCUACAGGAUGUUUGAGAUGCUGUUGUGUUAUAAUGGAAUUCCUUUUUUCUUCAAAAAUGAAAAAGCACUUUAAAAAAAA
Fundulus heteroclitus (mummichog) is the source of this 2667-nucleotide messenger RNA. It is a transcript of the gene prkcha, whose product is annotated as protein kinase C, eta, a. Gene Ontology annotation, molecular function: ATP binding; diacylglycerol-dependent serine/threonine kinase activity. The transcript has 14 exons. The record is from RefSeq and is a predicted model, not a curated record. Bases 294 to 2330 code for a protein of 678 amino acids. Gene Ontology annotation, biological process: protein phosphorylation. NCBI's taxonomy places the organism in Eukaryota, Metazoa, Chordata, Actinopteri, Cyprinodontiformes, Fundulidae.